GAUCUCCGUGUCGCGCAAUUACGGGUUAUAUUCCGUCUGCCCCCACAAGCCACAGACCUCUUUCCUGAUGUGCCCAGCUCUAACGUCCCGAAGCACCUCGCCUAUGUGGAAUGGUUCACGCCCUUCGCUGCCGCCGGACCCGACCCCAACCAUGGCCUUUACAAGGUCUCGCGAUCACUUCGAAACGGAGCAAGGCUUGCCGACGUCAUUCCUAUCACCCAGAUCGAACGCAGUUGCCAGCUCCUUCCAUGCUUCGGCCCCAUUGCACCGCGGGAAUGGACGUCGAGCAACGUCCUGGAGUCAUGCACCUCCUUCUACGUAAACUCAUUCCUUGACAAGCAUACCUACAAGAUCCUAUAUUAG
Messenger RNA from Epithele typhae, 363 nucleotides. RefSeq lists its product as uncharacterized. Lineage: Eukaryota; Fungi; Basidiomycota; Agaricomycetes; Polyporales; Epitheliaceae. The record is from RefSeq and is a predicted model, not a curated record. The transcript has a single exon. The annotation marks the transcript as partial.